UCCUGAUCUUUUUACACCGGUAUAAUUAUCUUUGCUCUAGUUAAAUCACAGGGUAAAGAAACGCAACUUCCCGUUGGAAAUUCGUUGUUUUCGUUGGAACAAGUACGUUGGACAGAAUUUACUCUUUUCGUUUACUGCAAUACCAGCCUGCUGUCUGGAAACCAUCAAGAGGUUAAAAAGACAUGUACAAUAUCAGUUUCUUAAGGAGCACGCAGAUCCACAUUCGUCGCAUAUAUCCCCUCGUCGCUCGUAAUCGUGCAACCGUUGUCGUACUAGCAGGUAGCAGAAACUUAUGAAUAACUCCUCAAUGGACAACUACCGCCACGAACCUCCUGCCUGUGAAAACAAGCCGCCUAGCAGCGGCCCCUUGUUGGGUAACAUCCCGGGCGUCGUACAGACGUCCAUCUAAGCUCCAGCAUCUUUCCAUCGUGACCGUUUCCGGUUGCUUGCGACAAUGAGAUGGCGUAAAGGAAGCGACCGCCGGGGUUCACGUACUACAGGGCAGCACCGAGGGGCGGUCAACGCGAAGCGGGAAGCGACAUCAUCAACGUGGUAGCCACGCCAACAGUUAAGCAGGUCGAUCGCGGUUUGUCGUCUUCGCAGACGUGGUUCGCGUGCGAAGAUGGACCUGCUUUCGCAAGAGGAUGCCAACGGCGUCCGGAUGUCGUGGAACCUGUGGCCCAAUACGAAGGCAGAUAUGAAUCGCAUCGUCGUGCCUCUCGGCUGCAUCUACUCACCGUUGAAACAGGUAGUUGUUCAAACUAUAACACAGAUUCCACAGUUCUUGCUGGGUACAUCAUGAUCAUCCAUACGUAAAGUUAGAUACACAUACACGUGAUAAGAUAUGCAUGGCCCUCGUGAUAACAAGUUUUGUAUACGUACGAACUCCUGCGCAACAAUGCACCAGGUCACCGACCUGAAGCUUGUCGGGUACGACCCGCUAGUCUGCAAAUCGGGCACCAACAACUGCGUCGCGGUCUUCAACCCCUUUUGCUACGUCGAUUUUCGUGCAAAGACCUGGACCUGCAAUUUUUGUGGCUUCAAACAGCAGCUACCGCCGUACUAUGCAGAAAAUAUUUCGGAGUCCCAGCUGCCGCAGGAGAAAAUGUAGAAUUGGCGUAAGAGUAACUUGAUUUCGAAAAAUUAUAAGUCUCAACACAGGAGCUUGUAUGAAAUUGAAAUUAAAAAAGCAGACCAAAUAUAAAGAUCAAGCGCAAUGAAGAAAAUCAAACACGUUAUCGCGCAGGUCGCCGACGAUUGAAUAUCUCCUUCCGAACACCUCCUGCAUGCCACCGGUUUUUCUCUUCGUGCUCGACACAGCGCUGAAUAACCCGGAGGACUGGAAAGAGUUCGAGAAGGCCAAAGAAGCCUUGCAGUCGACUCUGCAGUCGAUGCCACAAAAUUCGCUGGUCGGGUUCAUCACCUUUGGUGCCAUGGUGCACGUGCAUGAGCUGGGGUUCCAGGGCGAGCUCCUCAAAUCCUACGCCUUCAUGGGCACGAAACAGUACGUGUCACACAGAAAAAAGCUAUUAUUCAGACGGUAUAUUUGUAUACGCGAAGAAAAGAAAAACACAUGAGAAGACUCGUAACAGGGUGGUUAGGCAGCUGUCGUGCAAGACAGAUUUAUAUGAUAUUUUUGCACUACCAAAAAUCAUGUGGUUAUUAAUGCUAGCUUUUUUUCUGGGAUAGUACGGCACGCAGCAAAUAGCCGGCAUGCUCGGCGUAUGGAUUGCAAAAAUGUCUGGGUCUGGAAGAUUCCCAGAUUUGUCAUGCAGGGUUUCCAUGACCGAUGAGGUCUGGUAUGUAGGACAUAGCAUGACAGAUUCUGCGAGACCUUUCCAAUGCCUAUCCUGCAUGACAAACUCCCUCCCGACUUGGUCAAAACCGGACGACUUUUGGUAAUCAUGCAACACAGAUUUUUGCAUGCUUCAGAUUCAGCAUGACGAGUUGCAUUCUUCCAGACCCAGACAUUUUUACAUUUGAUACGGCGUGAGCAUGCGGAACGACCCCCGGGGGAACACGCGAACGGAGUUAUUGAGAGGAAAAAUCCCCCCUCCCCAUAUUGAAAAUGCAUGUUUCCGAAAAUUUGUGUUGCUGAUUUGAGGUCACAAAUCACAUCUGUUUUGCAAGAAGGCACGGGCAGAAGCUUCCGCCCCAUUAUGGAGGCGAUUUGUCAUGCUGUUGGGCCUAAAGGGAAGCCGCUCGCCAUGCUGAACAACUAGACGCAUACGCCCCUACCUAGCCUGGGGACCUGACUGCAAUGCUUUUCUGCAAUACAAAGCUGAUUUGUGUACUCAAAUCCAGCGUCAGACAUUUCCUUUCGAUAUGGGGAGGGGGGAUUUUUCAUUUUGAUAGGAGUCGGCGAAGCGGUUUCUGCUGCCGAUAUCCGAAUGCGAAUUCGCGUUGAAUAACAUUUUGGAGGACCUCCGCACCGACCGAUGGCCGGUGGAGGAGGGGCGGCAGCGGUGUCAGCGCUGCACGGGGGGCGCGCUCAACGUGGCGGUGGGACUCCUGGAGAACCUGUACGCGGGCCACGCCGGCUAUGGAAGCGUCAGGUUUGAAAUCGUCAAAGUUGAAAUAAUUUGUGAUGCAUAAAAUGCGACACAAAAAGUGACUCUAUUGCAGAGGACCCAAGGGAGGCAGAUUAUAGUCCUGGUAAGGGUCAAAAGUUGGACUGCUAACUAGCACGACAGAAGGCAGCUCUUUUGCCCUAAACCGCAUGACAGACUCGCUUCCAGGACCGGGAAAAUUUGCCAUGCACCGACUACAAACUGCAGGCCUAACUGGUAUCUGUUUUAUGCAUGACAAACUAUUUCAACUUUGACGAUUUCAAACCUGACACAUCCACGCCGGCCGGAUAAUUCUGCUCGUCUCGGGCCCCUGCACCGCGGGCCCCGGCGCCAUCGUGUCCCGGGACAAGAGGGAAAACAUGCGCUCACAUCUGGACCUGCAAAAGGAACAACCCAACGCAAGGUACAGUUACAGCAACGUGAUUGUAGUGCUGCGUGUGCUGUUGCACUACCAUGAAGGAAUAUUAUCGCAGGGGGUAAAACAUAAAUCGAUCAGAUCAGGUAGAAGUAGUACCGCGAUCGAUAAAAAAGAUUCUGCGCAGCACGGUGAUAAAAAUACUAUCGCGGAAGGACGAGUUCUUGUUGAGGAGUUCGAUGCUACAAAUUGAUAAUCAUGCAAAAUAAAGAACUUUAGGUAUUGCAAAGGUGCCAGCAAUUUCUACCUGUCUGUCGCGGCCCGCGCGGUUUCGACGGGCCACGCGAUUGAUAUUUUCGCGAGCUCGCUGGACCAGGUAGGACUGCACGAGAUGCGGUGUUUAGUGGAGCGCAGUGGCGGGCACAUGGUCAUGGCCGACGGGUUUUCGCAGCACGUUUUUCGCGAUUCAUUCAAGAAGGUGCUCUCCAAAACGGACUCCAGUGGCCAGUGUCUCGACAUGGGCUUCAACGCCCGGAUCACCGUGCAAACGAGCAAGGAAAUAAAAGUCUGUGGUGCGAUCGGACCGGUCUGCAGCAUGCAGAAAGCGCGUAUUUAGAUUUACUUUCCCAUGGUGAAGGGAGAUGAGAAAUUUGCUUCACAGCAUAUAUACUUUUUCGAAGUAAAAUUUCUGUCUUCGACACGCGUCACUCUCCUUUUUGUUUCCACACGACCAGCACUGAAGAAGGCCUGAAAUUUUUCUUGCCGCGCGACAACAAUAAAUAAGUCUCGCGUAGUUGUUUCUCCUCCAUCGAUUAUCAGACCCGUCCGUGGCAGACACGCAGAUAUCAAUUGCAGAAAUGUCUGGGUCUGGAAGGAUGCAAGGUUUGUCAUGCUUAUCUGGCAUGACUGAAGAGUUUGUGAUGCGGGUCCAAGAAGAGACCCUCUUGCUUGUCAUGCAAACGCAGCUUGUCAUGCGGAAAGCGCAACACUAAGCCGCGCAAAAAUCUCUCAUGUUGGCUGCGCAUUACAGAAAAUUCACUAUUCACAAAUCAGCAUUUUACAACAAGUUUCCAGACCCAGACAUAUUUGCAUUUCAUAGCAGAUCGGGGAAAGCAACACCAUCACGUGGGCCACGAGCGCACUAGAUCAGCAGUCCUCGGUAGCGUUUUACUUUGAGCUCGCAGACGACGGCGCAGACGGGAAGAAACAGAACAAACAGGGGCAGGCAGCCUUUCUGCAGUUUCAAACCCUGUACCACCAUCCCAGCGGGAAGAAGCGACUGCGAGUGACUACGGUUGCACGUGCGUACUUAAGUAUUUGUUCUAUCUUUCCGGAACCUCUACGACCUGGUUGCGCUUUUUGGGACGUUCUAUGUAUGAGUGAUGUUUUCCAGAACAAGGAAAAUAUAGGUCAGGCGAAGAGGAGGGGGACGACCCGUGUAUAGGUAGCCGGCUAACAAGCGUGCCUGUUUUUUAUCAACCGCCCGUUGUACUGUUUUUUAUCAACAUGGUCGCAGGUAUAGCGAUCCAGAGUUGCUGGACAUCGGCCAGGCGUUCGACCAGGAGUGCUAUCCACAAAAAAAGACCCAUCCCCAUUCAAUUUUUUGUCAUGCAAAACAUGCGUCGAAAUGCUGUGUUUGUCAUGCAGAAAAUGGAUAGGGAUCAUUUGUUUUUCCCUGGAUAAGUGCGCGGCGGUGCUGCUCGCCAGGUUCUGCAUGCACCAGGCGGAGUCCACCGAAAGUUUCGACGCCUUGCGUCGGCUGGACCGCAUGCUGAUCCGGAUCAUCAGCAAGUUCGCCGCCUACAACCGCGGCGACCCGAGCUCGUUUCAGCUGGCGGAGGAAUUCACACUGUAUCCUGAGUGAAUAAGUACAAACCCACCUCGUCCCCAUAGUGCAGGAUGGAAUUUAUUUUGCGCAUCAGAGGCUCAGGCUUUUGCUGCAUAAGUAACCGUGCUUAGCUACAUGUCGCAGCCGCAUCGUAAAGCGAUCGUCUCGUCCGGAUUGUAGCGUUAAAAAAAUACAACUAGAAAUAAACGGUCCUGCAGCUCAUGAGCCUGUGCAACAUGGAGGGCGUUUCAUGCUUGCAGAUUUGCGAAGACAAAAAACCGCUUGACCCACCUCCUCUGCGUGUCAAGCCAUCUGCAUGGGGCAGAGGGGAAGGCGCGAAUGGUCCUGCAAUUUUCCCUUCAGCAUGACAUCAACUCUGGGGCGGCGACGAUUUUGCCCAGGAUACACUGUUCCCGCAGUUCAUUUUCUACCUGCGAAGAAGUCCCUUGCUUGAAUAUGAACAUGAAAAGUGCCCCACCCCCAGAAGUGAGCAUAAUAUUUCCAUGAUGCAAAGUUUCCAAAUGUAAAGCUUUGGUCUUGCAUGAGAGGUCUGCAAGUCUUCCUGAUCCAGAGCGUAGGCGUUGAAAGCCGUCCGUACAUGACGAAUUCUGUUGCUGCUAGGCCUUUAUUUUGUGACGCAAACUUUAACUUUUGCCCAUCUGCCUGGAACAUUUGAUAUGUUGCUGGACUAUGCAAGAAGGGGAACUACAGCAUCAUCAAUGUUUGCAGUGGGAAGAAGAGCAGCUUUUGUAAUGCGAACGCUUUCCCUUCGUGGAGUCGGGUCGCUUUUCCGCAUGAUAGGGAAACUUUCAACUGUUCCCCGGACGAAACGGCCUUCUACCGCGUGUGCAUGCUGAAGAGCAACGUGGUGAACUCGCUGGUCAUGAUUCAGCCCGCGCUGAUGGAGUACAGCUUCGACAGUCUCGCCCCCGUGCCGGUGCUGCUGGACUCCCUGAGUCUGAAGAAAAACGUGAUCUUGCUGCUUGACACCUUCUUUCACGUGGUGGUCUGGCGGGGGGAAACCGUGCUAUUAAAUGCAAAAAUGUCUGGGUCUGGAAGGUUGGAACUUGUGAUGCUACCUUUGGACUCUACAGAAAAUCUGUAUUGCAUGAACAGCAUAAGAGGCGCAAUUUGUGCUACGCGGAGAGGGCAUUUCUCAUGCGGUAUGAGCAUCAGAAAACCCUCGCAGAGUCUCUGAUGCUAGGGCAUGCAUCACAGACCUCAGUCAUGGGUCAUGGAAAAUCUGCAUGACAAACUUCUGCGCUCUUCCACAUAUUUGCAAUCCAUACGUGCAGGAGUGGUACAACCGCGGGUACCAGGAACUGCCGGAGUAUUGAGAAGAAAAAUCCCCACACCCCAUAUCGAAAAGGUAUGUUUCCGAAAAUUUGUGUUGCUGAUUUGAGACCACAAAUAGCGUCUGUCUUGCAAGAAGACAAGUGCAGGGGCUUCCGCGCCAUUAUCGAAGCGAUUCAGCAUGCUGCUGGGCCUAGGGGACAGCCGUUUGUAAUGCUAAACAACUAGACCCAAACGCCCCUACCUAGGCCGAGGAUCUGGCUGCGAUGCCGUAUUGCAAGACGGCGCGCAUUUUUGUACAGAAAUCCAGCAUCAGAAACUUCGUCUCGAUAUGGGGAGGGGGGAUUUUUCAUUUUGAUACGGAGUACGCGAACUUCAAAGAGCUCCUCAUCGCCCCGGCGAAGGAUGCGAAGGACAUUUUGGAAGACCGGUUUCCCGUGCCGAAAUUCGUGCAGACCUACGCGAACGGCUCGCAGGCGCGAUUCGUGCUGUCCCGCGUGAACCCAAGCAAGACGCACACGCAGUUGAACGACUAUUCGCAGGUGCCCCCGUAUGCAAAAAGAAAGAUGUUUCACUGGAAACUUGUACUGCGCUGGGAUAUGCAACACGAAAACUGCUCUUCCUUGCGUUCCACGGGUUAGAAUACUUGCAGCACAGGCUCUUCUAUACGUUUUUUUACUCCAAGUACAGGAACUGAGCGAGGCAAUCAUAGUUGUUGUUUCUCAUAUACACGACUGAAGAGCAGACCUUUAUGUAAUGAUGCCAUGUGCAUCACCGUGCAAAAUUAAAGUCGCCACAGUGAAGCAAUCUUUUCGCACGAUACGACCGGGGACAGCAGCGCAACGGUGAUAACGGAAGACAUUUCGCUGCGGAAUUUCAUGGAGAGUCUCAUCAAGUUCGCUGUCGCAUAGAGAUGGCGUUUUUUUUGAAAAUCUAGCCAGAGUUUUUGGAUGCAAAAAAAUUUUGCAUUGUUCUUCACUUCAGUAUCUUCCGUUUCGAAGAAUCUAACCUCAAUCAGUUAGCAAAUUCUGCUAUGUUAACCAUUUACUCGUUUGCGUUUUCAAUACGAUGAAAAAUCUAACUCAAGAUCUCGACAAAACUUUUUCAGAAAAUAUUUAACAUGAUUGCAAGGAGAAGCGGGUCAAUUUUCGGUGUUGCUUUACUAUUCAGGCCGCGAAAGCCAAAGCAAGACGGGUCAAUGCAUCCGUAGAUGCGCAGUGUCUGCUCCUUAAGUCGAUACCAGACGAGAAGACGCGGAAUUUUUUGAGCUGCGGAGCAAAAAUGCUGAUCCUUAUUAAGCUACGUAAGCAGUAGGCUCACCGAGCCAUCGCAGCACUUCGCAAUUCUAUUCAUCUAUAAAUAAUGAACGUAUUUUUAAUUUUGCGAAUGCGAGUUGAUGCAGUUUGCAGUUGGCCGAACGCCAACCCCAAAGCCAGUACCAAUUGCACAUGUGCCGGAGCUGCUAUAUGAAUACUUCGAAGUGGGUAACUGUAACUCCUUGUGUGGGAGGAUGAUAUACUCCAAAGCGAGCGAGACCAAACGGCCUGCGCAUAUUCCUAUCCUGUGAACUAGUACAAGGCUCUUGCGUAGUACUCGCACCGAGCGUGAUUGUGUUUUCGUGUCGCUUUUUCCGGCGGUCAUCCUCUCAAGCGACGACGAGACAGCCAUGGGAACCGUUUGCGCACUAUAUCCGAUAAAAAUUUUGUAUGCAAG
Molecule: messenger RNA, 7759 nt
Organism: Amoebophrya sp. A120
Lineage: Eukaryota; Dinophyceae; Syndiniales; Amoebophryaceae
Source: the annotation of a GenBank genome assembly